This is a messenger RNA of Paramecium sonneborni, 1065 nucleotides long. The record is from the annotation of a GenBank genome assembly. Lineage: Eukaryota; Ciliophora; Oligohymenophorea; Peniculida; Parameciidae.
AUGAAUCAAUUCUCUAAUUACUUAUUUCAAUACUAAACAAAAAAGGUGUUUUCAAUUUACUAACAUUAAUGCAAUAGUAAAUCCCCUUAAAUAAAAAGAUAAUUUGAUUCAAAACAUUAAAGCAAUUCAAAUAAUCAAAAAUAUUUGAGAUAAUUUAAAUGCUAAGAUCUAUUUUUAAAUUAACAAUAAACUAUCUUAAACUCUCCUAAAAACAAAUAAAAUUUAAUUGCUACUAAAACCAAAGGAAAAGGAAAAGAAAAUAAUAAUUAAUAAAAUGCAAAUAUAAUUUAUGAACCUUAAAAAAUUCCUAUUGAAGCAAAAAGUCCUUAAAAUUUUAGAUAAAAUCCAUAUAAUGUUAAAUAGCCUACACCUGAAUUUGAAAAUAGAUAUUAAAAUGAUGAAAGUGAGUAAAUAUUGAGAUUAUCAAAUUCAGAAUUAAAUUUCCGUUUUGUACAUUCAUAAUAAGAAUCGGAAAAAUAAGAAUUAAAAAAUGAAUAAUUAGAAACUAAAAUUAAUAAUAUAUCUUCAGAGUAAUCUGUUAAUAAUUUUUCUAAAAAUGAUGAAAUCUUAGUUUAGAUUGAUUCAGUUAGAAAAUCAAGAAUUACCAAUUAAACAAAAACUAUAGCUAUUUAAGCUUUUGAAAGUUAAGAAUUUGACAAACCAGAGGAUUAAUUAAAUAAAAUAUUUGGAUCUUUGAAAAAAGUUAAGAUCAUUAAAAAAAAGUUUUCUUAAACCUAAGGUACUUAAAGAACUAUGGAAGAUGAUAGUUUUAUAAAUACAGAUACUAAUAAAUAAAUAAAAACAGUUGGUGGAUUAUCUAAUAUAGAUAUUAAAAAUAUGUAAUUAAGAACUGAAUUUACAGAUUUGGUAAUAAGAAUAAUUAUAUUAAUUAUAGGAUUCUUAGAGAAGUAAGAGCACCUAUUAAGAUGAGAAUGAUAGAUAUUUUAGUAGUUUUAGAAAUAAUGUAGUUACUCCCAAAAAAAUGCAAUAAAAUAAAAUGAGUAUUAUAUAAAUCUAAAUUAAGGUUUUCUAAUGUACAAGAAAAAAUAAGAAAGAAAAUAAUGA